AUUAUUUGUUAUUAUAUUAUGUCUUUAUGAAUCUAUUAUUUUAUUACGAUUAAACUUCAAUUUUUCUAUUGUUCUCAAUGUUCGUAUAAUAUAAACUAUAAAAUGAUUAUUUUUCAUGGAUUGUUUUGUAUGAUUUAGUAUGGAAUUAUCAAAACAGUUAUUUGUGAAUUUUAAACAAAUAUAAUAUUCUAUUUUAAUUUAUAAUUUUCAAUAGUAAGAAAUCACUAAAUAUUUCAUGUAAAAAUUGAUUUACAAUUGAUUAAAAUGUGGAAACCAAUAUUUGUCGUUAUAUUUGGUUUGUCAUCUGUAUGGAGUGAAUUAUUCAGUGAAAAUGUUGAAAGGUAUGGAUCGAAUGAUCUUAUACCUAUUGUCUUAAAGGGAAAUUACUCUCAGAAUUACCCUCAAAUUAUCAACAAUACUAUGUCUUAUUUGUUUCUUUUUGAUUACUUGCCGAAUUCAACUUUUGAGCCACCAAGAGUUAAAGUUACAUUAAUAGAGCCAGAAGAUAAUAGUAUUGUAGAUCCCUUGAUAGUUGUUGUAAGACACCGCUCUGGUGUAAUAUCAUGGCAACUUCCAUACAUAGAAAAACAACAAGAAAUAAAAUAUUACAAAGCUGCUCAUAUAUUAUGUCCAUUAUUAAGUGCUUCUAAUAAUGAAAGUAGAAUAGUUGUAAGUGUAUCAACUAACAGUCUAAGUAAUAUUACAUUCAUUUUACGUUUGGAUAUUCAAAAAUCAUUUAAUGUAUUAUUGAAUCAAGAAGUUUCAUUCAACCUAUCACCAUCAGAACCAGUGUAUUAUUAUUAUAGUUUUAAACAAAAUUCUUCUAUGGUAUUACUACAUGUUAAAUCUGAUGAUUCCAUAUGUAUGACAUUGUCAAUACAAAAUUCAUCGUGUCCAGUUUUUGACUCUCUAGAAACAGUACAAUAUGAUGGCUUACGACAAACUGUCAGCAAAACUGGUGGCAUUAUUAUAUCGAAAGAUGAGUACCCACUUGGAUUGUUUAUAGUUUUUGUAGUUCAUAGUGAUGAUUCAGCAUGUCAUCAGGGAAACUAUCAAGCAAUAAAUUCUAGGACAAAAAGCAUAAACUUUGUGGUGAAACCAACUGUUGAUUUUAAUUAUCAAAUAAUCAAUUGCUUAAUAGUAAUUGUUAUUUUUAUUUUUAUUUUGGUAUUUACCACAUUUUUUUAUCAUACAAAAGGAGAUGAUCUGAAAACAAUUGACAUCAUACAAGAAGAACCAUCAACUAGUAUUUGUUCAACUCCUGUUAAUAUUCAACCUGAUAAUGUGAGUUAUGAUUCAUCUUUAGAUGAGACUGAUAUUGACAUUUUAAAGUCACCUGAACCUUGGAAAGAUUUGAUUAGAACCAAAGCAUGUCUAUAUGUCAGUGAUUUGUCUAAAAAAGAUCAUAGAAUUUUAAAAGCCAAAUCUAGAUUAUAUGUGUGGAAUUUGAUAACAGUAGCUGUAUUUUAUUCACUGCCUGUUACCCAAUUAGUUUUUACAUCACAAAAAAUGCUAAUUGAAACUGGAAAUCAGGAUUUGUGUUAUUAUAAUUUUCUGUGUUCACAUAGUUUUAUACUCGGGCCAUGGAAAUUUAGUGAUUUCAAUCAUAUAUUUUCAAAUAUUGGGUAUAUAUUCUUUGGACUUCUCUUCAUUUUAAUUACAUAUAAACGAGAAUGUGUGAAUAUACCCAAUAAAAAAUUUGGUAUCCCCAAUCAUUAUGGUUUGUAUUAUGCUAUGGGAUCAGCACUGGCUAUGGAAGGGUUAAUGAGUGCUUGUUAUCAUGUAUGCCCUAAUCAUUCCAAUUUCCAAUUUGAUACAAGUUUCAUGUACGUUAUAUGUAUGCUAAGUAUGAUAAAAAUUUAUCAAACUAGACAUCCUGACAUCAAUGCAAAUGCAUAUUUAGUGUUUGGUGUUUUGGCAUUAGUUAUUAUACUUGGUCUUACUGGUAUUAUGUAUGAAGGUCCAAUACUAUUUGUUCUCUUCACUUGUUUACAUUUAAUAAUGAUAUUUUGGUUAUCGGCACAAAUAUACUAUAUGGGCAGAUGGAAAUUAGAUAAAAAAACACCAAAACGAUUUUUAAACCACAUAAUGACUGCACCAAAUCCAUGUAGACCAAAGUAUCCAAAUCGAAUGGUUUUGUUGAGUUUUGGUAUUUUAAUAAAUUUGGGAUUGGCUGUAAGCCAUUGGAUGAUAAAGUUUGGUAAUUUUGGGAAUUACCUUUUGAUAUUGUUUAUGGUCAAUUUGAUUCUGUAUUUAUCAUUUUAUAUUGUUAUGAAGUUGAUAUCAAAGGAAAAGUUACAUUUUUGGCCAUUACUAUAUAUUUUGUUGGCUAUGAUAUUUUGGUCAGCCUCAUUGUAUUUUUAUGUGCAUAAAUCAAGUUCAUGGACUCUAAGCGCAGCUGAAUCAAGAACGUAUAAUACUCCAUGUACCUUUAUGGAUUUCUAUGAUAAUCACGAUAUUUGGCAUUUUCUAUCAGCUAUUAGUUUGUUUCUCUCAUUUAUGGUUUUGUUUACAUUGGAUGAUGAUGUUAAUUCUAAACCUACAGCAACAAUACCUGUUUUUUAGAAAAAUGUAAUGUGAUUUUAUUUAAAUAUUAUCAUUAGUACAACAAUCUAAUUAAGUCAAACAUUGCCAAAGUACAUCAUAAGAUUGUAAAUAUAGUGCUAUGUAUUUGUUGUGUUUAAAAUGUCUAACAAAAGCAAUUUAUAGAUUAUAAAUUAGCUCAAUAUUAUAAACUUGUACAUAAUAGUUUAUACUGUAUAAAUAGCUCAUAACCCAGAUAAUAGGUGUAUUGAUUUUACUAUUAGAAAGUAUAUUUUUGUUGUAUUCAAGUAAAAUUUAAUUAAUAAUUGAAUACCUGUUGCAAAAUAUUACCUAUUAUGCUCUAUUGCGAUCAAUUGUUUAAUAAUUGUAUAAUUGUCAUGUUAAUAUUUGUAUAAAAUAUAAUAUAUAUAGGUAUAUAUAUAUUAAAAAUUAGAGCUGUGAUUUUUUACAAUAAAUAUUUAUUUUACUUUUUA
Messenger RNA from Aphis gossypii (cotton aphid), 3017 nucleotides. Its product is annotated as SID1 transmembrane family member 1. Lineage: Eukaryota; Metazoa; Arthropoda; Insecta; Hemiptera; Aphididae. Bases 265 to 2565 code for a protein of 766 amino acids. The transcript is spliced from 15 exons. The record is from RefSeq and is a predicted model, not a curated record. Gene Ontology annotation, cellular component: membrane.